Molecule: messenger RNA, 2280 nt
Organism: Quercus lobata
Lineage: Eukaryota; Viridiplantae; Streptophyta; Magnoliopsida; Fagales; Fagaceae
Product: putative receptor protein kinase ZmPK1
Exons: 1
Coding region: 16-2280 (754 amino acids)
Biological process (GO): protein phosphorylation; recognition of pollen
Molecular function (GO): protein serine/threonine kinase activity; ATP binding
Source: RefSeq, a predicted model, not a curated record
UCAGUAUUGGUAGUUAUGAGUAAAGGCACAUCCCUUUCGGUAGAGAAACCAGAUAUUCUAGUAUCACCAAAUGGCGACUUCUCUGCUGGCUUUUAUUCCGUGGGUGAUAAUGCCUAUUGCUUUGCCAUAUGGUUUAGCAACUCACGCACCGUAGUUUGGAUGGCAAAUCGUGACCAGCCAAUUAAUGGUAAGCACUCAAAGCUCUCUCUCCUCAAAAAUGGCAAUCUGAUCUUAACUGAUGCCAAAAAAUUAAAUGUUUGGACCACAAACACUGUCUCACUCUCCUUUGUCCAAUUAUUUCUCCACAACACUGGUAACCUUGUUCUAUGUAACAAUGAAGGUCUUAUUUUGUGGGAAAGCUUUCACUUCCCUACAGAUACCCUUCUCCCUCAACAACUACUCACUAGAAACACAAAGCUUGUCUCUUCAAGAAGCCAGACCAACUUUUCCUCCGGUUUCUAUGAGUUUUUAUUCGGAAACGAUUACCUUCUUCACAUUGUUUAUAAUAGUCCUGAUGUUUCCAGUAUUUACUGGUCUUCUACAUGGCCUGUGUAUAACAUUAGUAGAAUUGGUGUCCUUAAUUCCUUAGGGAACUUUAGUUCAUCUGAUGGUUUUACUUUUAUGUCAUUUGACUAUGGAGCAGUGCUUCAUAGAAGAUUGACACUUGAUUAUGAUGGUAAUAUUCGAUUGUAUAGUUGGGAAGAGGAGGGAAAGACUUGGGUUGUUUCAUGGCAAGCCAUUCAAACACCUUGUAACAUUCCUGGUGCUUGCGGGGCCAACAGUUUGUGCAGUUAUGUUAUUGGUUCUGGCCGGAAAUGUUCCUGCCUUCCAGGAUACAAGAUGAAAAAUCAUAGUGAUUGGGCUUAUGGUUGUGAACCCCAAUUUCAUCUCUCUUGCAACAAAAAUGAGUCGAAAUUUCAGCUAUUGUCCCAUGCAGACUUUUACGGGAAUGAUUUUGGGGUCUUCCUCAAUUACACCCUCGACCAUUGUAAGGAUAUAUGCUUGAAAUCAUGUGAUUGCAAAGCAUUCCAAUACACCCUUCGCCAUGGUUAUACAAUUUGUUAUCCUAAGAUGCUAUUGCUGAAUGGAUCUCGUUAUCCAAAUUUAAAUGGAAACAUCUAUUUGAAAUUGCCAAAAAACAAAUUCUUGUCCAACAACAAUCCUCUAGAAGAAUUCAGUUUAAAUUGCUCAAGUAAAAGUACACUACAAAGUAGUAAAUACAAUGAAAACGAGACAGUGAAAUUCAUGCUUUGGUUUGCCUGUGGAGUAGGAGGACUUGAAAUCAUCUGUAUCUUUGUGGUGUGGUUUCUCUUGAUCAAAACCCGAAAAAAAUCAAGUGCAGACAAGGAAGGUUAUGUUCUUGCUACCACUGGAUUCAGAUAUUUUACCUAUGCUGAGCUAAAAAAGGCCACAAAGGGUUUUACUGAAGAGAUUGGAAGAGGUGCAGGGGGAAUUGUAUACAAAGGGGUGUUGCCUGACAGUCGAGUUGCAGCAAUCAAGCGUCUCAAUGAAGCCAACCAAGGAGAAGGUGAAUUUCUAGCAGAAGUAAGCGUCAUUGGGAGGAUUAACCACAUGAACUUAAUAGAGAUGUGGGGUUAUUGUGCAGAGGGAAAGCACAGGCUUUUGGUGUACGAGUACAUGGAGCACGGUUCUUUAGCAAAAAACCUCUCAACUAAGACACUUAAUUGGGAGAAAAGGUUCAAAAUUGCUAUGGGCACUGCGAAAGGCCUAGCCUAUUUGCAUGAGGAUUGCUUGGAAUGGAUUUUACAUUGCGAUGUAAAACCUCAUAAUAUACUUUUGGACUCUACUUAUCAACCAAAGGUGGCAGAUUUUGGCCUGUCAAAGCUACAAAAUAGAGGUGUUCUUAAGAAUUCAAGCUUCUCAAAAAUAAGAGGAACCCGUGGUUAUAUGGCUCCAGAGUGGGUUUUCAAUCUACCUAUUACCUCCAAAGUGGAUGUUUAUAGCUAUGGGAUUGUUGUGCUAGAAAUUGUGACCGGAAAGGGGCCAUCAAGGAGUGUCCAUGCUAUAGAUGAUGGUGGGGAGGUAGAGCACAAAAGGCUGGUUACGUGGGUGAGAGAAAAUAUGAAGAAAGCGGCUGCAAAUAUUUCCUCACUUGAAAACAUCAUUGAUCCAAUGUUGGAAGGUAAAUAUGAUAUGGGGGAGAUGGAAGCUUUGGUUCAAGUUGCUCUACAAUGCGUAGAAGAAGAUAAAGAUGCAAGACCUACCAUGAGCCAAGUAGUUGAGAUGCUCUCAUACCAAGAAAAAGAUUCAGUCCCAUGA